AGAAUUUCGUGCCUCCGAGGAAGACGCGCCCCAUAGUGGUUUUCCGAUUCUGAUCAACAUCUAGCGAAAUUUUACAGAGGAGCUCGCUUUCUUGAUGUUUUUUGUGUGCGACUGUGUGCUCGAAGGAGUCCGCGUCCGAGGUAAGCAUUUGUAGUGACGCGGGGCGACGUCAAAAUGCAAAGGUGCGCCAUGUCGCCCAGCACACGCGCGUUGUUUGUCGCUCCAUGCAGCCUGCUUGUAUCCGUGUACUUCCGCACCGUGUUGCUUUCCAGUUCUGAGCUAGUGGUGGAGCUGCUGCGCGAAAAGGACCAAAAUGCAGCUGCCUCGUCUUCUAGCCGGCUCUUCUACUACGCGCACGCGGCCCGAGCGGAGUUCUCCUACGAUCCCAACGCACCCUUGUCGCCGGACGAAAUUUCGUGCACCUCUCGUUUGGGUUCCUUCGUGCUCGGAAGCACCUCGACCGAAGACAACCUCAUGGAUGAAGAGUACCGCGCCUGCAGGCAGCACCUCCUCACCGCACACUGGCGCACGAAUCAUUUCCCGGGCUCCGGGUACGAGUACCAGAGCGGGGAUUGCGCGUUCUGGGGCCAGAUUGCGCUGCCCGACCGCCACUUCCACAACACCCUGAGCUUCGACCUCCUGAGCCGCUUCCGCCUGGACCGAGCGUUGCGCAAGCUGCCUCCGUCUGGUGCGCCGUCCCCGUUGGAUCAGGACGACAAAAAUGCCGCGAACGCUCCAUCGCAAACGAAGUUGCUUUCGGUCAGUGCUGAGCCCCCUUUCUACGGCCUGCCAGAGGCGGUAAGAACGAUGGUGUACAUUGGCGCGUUCAAAAAUGGGACGGACGGUGUGCACUUUGCCCGGCUAGAUCCCGACCUCGAGGUGCACUUCUUCGAGCCCAGUAUGGGCUUUUUCCAGCAUCUCGUGCACCAUGUGCUGGGAUUGGCGGAAAGACCCGAACAAGACACAACUUCUACAUCGUGCGGCAGCGCGGAAGAAGCUCUCGCAGGUGGGACGACCUCGUCGCCAAAGUGCAGCCCUCGCACUGCAGAUGAAACUGUAGAGAUAAUGGACAGCACUAGUACAAACUCCGAGGACGUCGUGCCACCCUUGAAAAAUCCCAAGCGGCUCUUUUUCCACAACUACGGCGUGGGGCCCACGACAGAACUCCUGCGGCUGGCGGUGUCCGGGGAUGGCUCCAGCGUGGUGGGCGAAGAGAAACGGACCGGCGAGGAAGAGGAAAACCAAAAUUCAGAUAGAACAAACUCACCACCAGGCUCGCCGGCGGGCACAGAACAAGAUGAAAAUUCCGCGACAGCUGCACGCCGGAAGGCCGCGCGAGCGGAGGCUGCGAGUCGUACGGCGUCCACCACCGAGUCCAUCGUGGUGCGUUCCGUCACCGAAACUUUUCAGACGAUUGAACGCGUUACGGACACACCGCUCAAGCAGAUGUUCCUCCUGCAUCUGAACUGCGAGGGGUGCGAGUACGACGUGCUUCCCAGCUUGAAUUUUGCCACGCUCGCUGCGCUGCCGCACAUCCAGUUUGCCACCCACAUCGUGUCGAGCGUGCAGGGGGACGCCAGCGAAUCGCCCGCGGUGGUGCCGGUGGCCCGCCGCAUCUCUCGGUCCAUGGCGGGCUACUGCCGGGUGCAUGAGCGCCUGGAGCUGACCCAUCGCCGCGUGAUGGGGUUGCCCUUCGUGUGGGAGCGCUGGGAGCGCCGUUGCCAUUGGCACAAUUUGGACGUCGCGCAUCCACCGACGACCAACGGGGGCCGCAUAUUGAAAAUUCCUGUACCCGUCGUGACAGGAAGGAGUAGCCAAAAGGAUAACAUUGUUGUUCUCGACAAGACGGACGAGUUUGACCAGAACCUACGCGACGAAAAUCCGGGGAGCGAGCCGUUCGCGAGGGGCGUGCUAUGCAUUGCAAAUAUGUCUGGUUCUGGAAGGUUGCAACUUGUGAUGCUGUCUCUGCAUGCUAAAAAAAUCUGUCUUGCGUGACCAGCUGCAAGAGGGGUUCAGUUUGUGCUAUAUGGAGAGGGCAUUUCUAAUGCGGAAUAGGCAUCAGCAACCCCUCUAAAAAUCUGUGAUGCUGGGUUUAUGCAUUACAGAGGUCAUGGGUCACGUAAAAUGAAAAUCUGCAUGACAAGUCUUACACUCACUCUUCCAGACCCAGACAUAUUUGCGUUUGAUACGUCCUGGUCAUGAGCUAUGUCUACGAAGCUUUCGUAGCUACGUGCGGCAUGACGGUGUGUGCGAUGAAAACAGCCAACGAGCAAGAAGGGGACGAGACGAGUGAAGACCACGUCGUCGGGUUCGCGUUUCGAGAAGCAUUGGAGGAGGGAGACUCGAGGAGGUGCUAUGCCAUUAUCGCGAGCAGCGCAUCCUCUUCGCCUUCUUCCGCGACACCGACUGAGAGCACCAGUAGUACACAUGGUCUGCUGGACUACACACACACUUUCCUCUAUUCUGAAGCGGAAGUAGAAGUAGCCUCAUCAUUAACGAAUGCGAUGAAAAUCUCCGCCCCGUGA
Amoebophrya sp. A120 is the source of this 2525-nucleotide messenger RNA. Lineage: Eukaryota; Dinophyceae; Syndiniales; Amoebophryaceae. The record is from the annotation of a GenBank genome assembly.